Messenger RNA from Salvia miltiorrhiza (redroot sage), 3031 nucleotides. Its product is annotated as putative late blight resistance protein homolog R1B-8. Gene Ontology annotation, biological process: defense response to other organism. Gene Ontology annotation, molecular function: ADP binding. The transcript has 2 exons. Bases 44 to 2875 code for a protein of 943 amino acids. NCBI's taxonomy places the organism in Eukaryota, Viridiplantae, Streptophyta, Magnoliopsida, Lamiales, Lamiaceae. The record is from RefSeq and is a predicted model, not a curated record.
CUCACAACUCACAGGUUUGACAAAUUGUUUCUGCACAAUCGAGAUGGCUUAUGAAGCUCUUGAUAACCUGCAACAAACCUUAGAUCAAAUCCUAAAUCAUGGCGAUGAACGCGUCAUCACUCCUUCUGUAAAACAAGAAAUUAUUUCCAUCCGCAUCCAAGCCGUUGUCUUGCAAUUGAACGUCAAACAUUAUCCAAACAAAGAAACAAUCACAGAGGCAGCAAAUUCAACACAUGAGAUUAUUGAAUAUCUCUUUUCUGAAGAAAACGUUCCAGAUGGUGAAUCGAUAGAUCCGACAGUCAGACUUGCAAACCGGCUGAGGGAAGUAGCACAAAGACUGGAGUCAACCGUUGGAGAUGUGGUGGAUUACAUCAAGGGAAACGACCCAAUCAGCAGUGUAACUGAUUCCCCUGAUGUUAGUUCAUCAUCAAGAUCAGCAAUCACAAGCAGCAAAGAUGACGACGUGGUUGGUUUUGAAGAAGAUGUGGAAGUGAUCAAGGAUCGGCUUUGCAUGGGAUCAUCCAGACUACAGGUUAUCCCAAUUGUUGGAACAGGAGGCAUUGGUAAGACCACACUUGCUAAAAUUCUUUAUAAUGAUUCAUUGAUUAGGAAAGAAUUUAGUAUUUGUGGUUGGGUUACAAUAUCACAAGAUCAUAGUGUAGAACGCAUUGUUUCAAAUCUUCUAGCUUCCAUAAAAGAAAUUUCAGCACUAAGAGAUGCUAAGAGCGACAUCCCUAUAGAAACCUUAAUUUGCGAGUACCUAAAAGGUCGAAGGUAUCUUAUUGUAAUGGACGAUAUGUGGAGUAAGAAAGCCUGGGAUGAUGUAAAGAUGUUGUUUCCUGAUGUCGGUCAUCGCAGUCGGAUCAUAGUCACUACAAGGCUGCAGGAUGUGGCUGCUUAUGUCGACUCUUCUAACUUCAUUUAUACUAUAAGGUUGUUGGAUGCACAUCAUAGUUGGAAAUUGCUAAAGCGUAAGGUGUUUGGACAUAAAGACAUUCCUAUUGAACUAGAAGACAUCGGGAAGAAAAUUGUGAAAAAUUGUGGUGGGUUGCCCCUCUCAAUCGUGGUGGUGGGAGGACUUUUAUCUAAGAUUCAUACUCGAUACUCAUGGAAGCAAAUUGCUGCAAACGGCGGGCAGCUUGAAACAAUAAUUGGUUUGAGUUAUACCCAUUUACCCAAUCACUCGAAGCCGUGUCUUUUAUAUAUGGGUGGCUUUCCAGAAGAUUAUGAGAUUCGUGUCUCAGAACUUAUUCACCUUUGGAUAGCUGAGGGUAUUGUAACACUUUCAAAUGGAUCAAAAAGCUUGGAAGAGGAGGCAGAAGAUUGUUUCGAUGAUCUUGUCGAGAGAAGUCUAGUUUUGGUCAUCAACAGGAAGUUUGAUGGGAAAAUAAAGAGUUGCAGCCUUCACGAUAUUGUGCGGGAAUUUUGCGUAAAGGAGGCUGCGAAAGAGAAGGUAAUUCUUUCUGUUAUGGAUUACUUACCUACUCCUAUCCUGCGAAGUCAUUUUGUUCCACGUCUCAUAAAAGAUCAUCAUAGCAUAAGUGCUAGUUCGUAUGAUUUACAUCUCAAAGACUACGUGCAUAGCUCACACAUCCGUACCAUAAUAUGUACUCCGAAGAAAGGGUAUAGAUCUGUGGGCUUUGUAGAGAAGUUUAGUUCGGUAAGGGUCCUUCAUGUUUUACGUAGAAAUGAUCACUGGGAUUGGGAGCCAGGUCAAGUGUUCGAUCUGGUUCAUUUAACUUACCUUGCUUCCAACAUUCCCAAUAGUAUUGUUCCUUCAGCUAUAUCAAGGCUUCAGAAUCUUCAGACUUUAGUUAUUUAUAGAUCUGAGGUUCGUUUGCCCAUGGAGAUUUGGAGGUUGCGACAUUUAAGACAUCUUAUUGCCUUCUCAUUUCAACCCUUACCCAACCCUGAAGGGGAAAACAAUCCCCUUGAGAACUUGCAGGAACUUUCACUGGCAACGGACUUGGUGUGCAGUAAAAGAAUGGUGGAAAUGAUUCCAAACAUUAAAAAGCUGGGAAUAUGUUACUCCAUGGAGAAGUUUGAUGCGGAUGCGGGCUAUCACUUCAACAAUCUUAAGUAUCUAUGCCGACUCGAGAAAUUGAAGUUGGAGAUGCGUCGAGGUAUUUCUCGCAGACAACUACUUUAUGAAAUGGCAUUGGAGAUGCGUGGAGGUUUUUCAUUCAGACAAUUUCUUGAUGAAAUGGUAUUGAUGAGGGGUGGAGGUUUUUCAUUCGGACAACUACUUGAUGAAAUGGCGGUGGGUUUUGCAAUUAAACUAGUUAAUGGGAUACUUGUAUGGACUUGUCUUGAUGAAAUUGCGUUGGUGAUGCUUGGAGAUUUUGCAUUCAGACUAGUUAAUGAGAAACUUGUAUGGACUUCAUUUAGACUAGUUAAUAAGAUACUUGGAUGGACUUCAUUUGGAGGAGCUGAUAAGAGACUUGGAGGUCUAAACUUUCCUCUGCUACUAAGAAGGUUAACCUUGAGUGGCUGGAUGCUUCCUUGGAGAGAUAUGGCGAUCGUUGGUUCAUUACCUAAUCUUCAAGUGCUUAAACUAAGAAACUAUGCUUGCAAAGGCAAAUAUUGGCAAACAUCUAACGGAGAAUUUCGUGAGUUGAGACUCUUGCUAAUUGACCGAUCAGAUUUGGUUUAUUGGGGAACUGCAGCUCACCACUUUCCGAAACUCGAGUGCCUAACGCUUCGUCGGUGUCAUGGUCUAGAUGGGAUUCCAAGAGAAAUUGGAGACAUUCACACACUUGAAUUGAUUGAGGUUGAUGAGCAGUCCACGCGUCUUUUAUUAUCGGCAGAAAAGAUACAAAAGAAACAACGGGAUUCUGGAAAGCGUAGCUUUCUAGUUCGUGUGAAGCGUUCCUGAUAUGCUGCUCUUUCAAGUCCAGAGCGGUUUCCAAGUAUCUACAAUCUGCAUUUCUUAAAGAGGCAGAGUGUGGAGGGAAUGCUCUCAUUGUACAACCUCUUAAUUGGCAAGUCACGCAAGGAAGCAUCGAGGAUGUUUUUUGAAACACUGGUAUUC